Molecule: messenger RNA, 5032 nt
Organism: Notolabrus celidotus (New Zealand spotty)
Lineage: Eukaryota; Metazoa; Chordata; Actinopteri; Labriformes; Labridae
Gene: amer2
Product: APC membrane recruitment protein 2
Exons: 1
Coding region: 153-2225 (690 amino acids)
Biological process (GO): regulation of canonical Wnt signaling pathway
Cellular component (GO): plasma membrane
Molecular function (GO): phosphatidylinositol-4,5-bisphosphate binding; beta-catenin binding
Source: RefSeq, a predicted model, not a curated record
UGGGAGUGAAAGAGCACCAGACAGCAGGGUGAAGAGAGAGAGCAAGAGAGAGAGAGAGAGAGAGAGAGAGGGUGAGUGCAUGUGUGGUCAGAGAGAGAGAGAGGACAGAAGGGCAGUUAGAGAGCUUGAGGGAGACGAUAGAGUGCUAGAUAAUGGAGGUGCAGUCGGAGUGUGUGGAGCCGCCUGUGGCCCCUCAGUGUGACCCCCAGCCCACAGGGAAGAUCAACAAAGCUGCCUUCAAACUCUUCGGGAAGCGUCGCACCGGCUCCGGCAUGGCCAGCUUCUUCUCCUUCAGGAACAAAGGGGCCACGAACAGCAACGGGAAUUCUGACAACGGGAACUCUUUGAAUGGGAACGGCUCGGCAGCAUCGGUGGAGCUCGUUAGGAGCAAAACCCACGACGGACUAACGAGUUCCAACGACACCGAUGGACAGAGAGGGGAGGGGCUCCCUAGCCUGGAGGCAGGACCGGUGAGAUCACUGAGUAAAUCGUUGAGUUUCUUCUCUCUACUUCGACGUGGGAGUUUUCGAACGAGUGACAACGGAGGGGCGGGGCUUGUCCGGAGAGGGAGGGGCUUAAAGGGCUUUUUCAGCAGCAUGCGAUGGAGACGCAAGGACAAAACAAAUGAAAUAGAAGCUGAAGAGGUGGACGUAAAGAAGGAGGAUGCUGAAUCUGAAAAGGUAAAGGAUAUCACGCUAACCCUUGAACCCCCUCCGCAUCAUCACCAGGAGGAUUGUGGGAAUGCAGAGACAGAACCAACCCUAGAGACUCCCACUACUAGUGUUACCAUGACUCCCACACACUGUGUUGCCAUGCCAGGGACAUCUGGCGAGCCAGACUCCCCUCUUCCUUACACACCCACUGACUCGCCCCUGCGCCCUCCAAUCCAAAAAGCCAAAGCAUCGAUUUCCAGCCUCACCCCCUCCCUUGCUACGCCCCCUUUGGAUCGCUGCAGCACGGGCGACCCACCUUCAGAACCUUCUGUUGACCGUCUCUGCUCGCUGCUUUUCACCGAUGUCACAUCCCUGAAAAGCUUUGAUUCCCUCACAGGGUGUGGGGACAUUAUUGCUGAUGCCGAGGAGGAGGGGACGGUAGGCAAUGGGGAAAGUGGCACUAGCAGCAGCAGUAGUGGCGGAGGAGGAGGAGGAGUGUGUGUGAGUGCAAGUGUUGGGAGAUCUGUUGGGAUCAGUGUUGUCACGUCUCGGGGUUCCCCUUCCAAAUCCCCGCUGCCAUCACAACUUACCCAGCCCAUGUUCUCAGUUUGCCCAAGCUUAGUGCCUUCCUCCCUCCCAGCCCGGGCUCGUCCACCACCUGCACCACAACAACACACAGCGGGUAGUGGUGUGGUGGCCUACAUGGGUGGAGGCGAAGAGAUGGCGAGUCCUGAGGGUGUUGACGAUGCAGACAUGCAGGGGCUCUGGCACAUGCUGCCCUCCACAGGUGAUAACUCUCCUGCUUUGCCCCGGUCGCACCAACCUCCCUCCUCUACCCCGACUUCCACUUAUCCCCCUCGUGCCACCUCCAACCCUGCCAGCAGCCACCUGCCCUCUGCCUCCAGGAGUGUGGACCGAAAGCUCCCCCAGGUGAAGGCACUCGGUCUCAGUAAGAUUCCAAUUGUUGGUGGAGCAGGAAUCCGAGCUGCAAAACCACUGAUCCCUCAUGCACAUGGUCGCCACCCCACAUCUCCUGGGGACAAAGAGCUUCUGAGUGAUGAAGGCUACUGGGACUCACCUUCAGCAACUCCAACAGCAACACCUGAUGAGAGCGGGGUGCAGCGUAGCCAGAAGAUGGCGCUAUCACGUGACAGCUGCUCUGGAGACCACUUAUAUGACCUCUACAAUGAUCCUGAAGAGGACGGGGACGAUGAGGAUCAGGAAAGAGAUGGAAGUCUCAACAGUACUCCCUCUCCGUCGACUGAAUACAAACUGAGCCCCACCAACCAAACAAGUCCUCUAUCCUCCUCCUCCACUUCCUCCUUCAGGUCAAUGAAAGGCAGCACCAGCCUUCCAAAGGAAUCUAAGAUCCCUGUAAGCAGCAGACAAAGCCCCCCUCCCCACUCCACAAGCCAGUCUGCCCUCUCCUCGGUUCUAGAGGCCGAGUCACCUCCGCCAAAGACGGAUCCACCACAACCAGCUCGCACCAGAAUCCCUGUUUCAAGGGUUCCUGUGCGUCGUUCUGGGGGCAAACCCGGCGGUCAAAGCAGAGGACCUGCCAACAAGAAGUAGUUCCUGCCAGACAGGUGGUCCUCUCACUGACUGAUGAACUUGAGUCUACAUCCCUUCUGUGAUGUUUAUGCAGAGCCAAAAGUUUUCCCAGACCCAGAAAUAUGUUGAGCUGUAGAGUUAACAGCCUUUAAAUUCCUCUCAAAUCUUUAAAGCUCUCAUUCCUUGGGUUUUCUGGCUUGUGACAGGCUGGAACAGAAUAAGCAGUUUUGUUCUCUGGAGAAAGUCACGAGGAGACUCCAAAAAGCUGGGUUAUCACUUCACAGCUCUCACUGGAACUUUGGAGGCGGACUCCUGACAAUCCAUGGACAAUUUUUGCCUUGUAACUUUUCUGGAAAAUCUCCCCACGACCUGCUGAGAGUUUGACAGCUCACAACCGCACACUGCAAGACAAAAAAGCAGAGCACCUUUUUAUCCUUUACUUUUUUUCUUAUGGAAUCUCUCGUGGCGGAACAUCAUUUUCCCAAAAGGACCUAGUCUUAGCAAAGAUUUGUUUUCCCUAAGUUUGUCAUCUUGUCUAAUCUGUAACAAAUUACCUCCUAAUACUUUAAUCUUAGAGCCAAAGUAUUAAACAACCCUAGUUUUCAUUUCACAGCAUCUAGUAGUCUCAAACAGACCCACUGUACCCACAGCCUGGAGUAACCAACACCUUUUUGUUUGGCUGAUAUAUGUACUUUUUGCUUUUUGAAGAUGGUUUUCUUCUGACUGCACAUUGAUUAUUACACUGACAACAACUCUGAAAGAAUGAUGAAACUAUGUUAUUUCUUAUCUACUUUGCAUCUAUAAAGGUGGCGAAACUGGACCCCAUGUUUUGUGUUUUUGGAGGGGGACACUUCCUCUGUUUUGACUGAUUAAUUUUUAUUAUGGAUGGACUUUAAGUUUGGCUUCCGCCUGUUGCAUUUGGAUCUCACAGACACUACACUGCAUCACAUGAAAUACAUCCAUGGGAUGUCAAUCUCUGGGAUUUACAACUGUCCAAUGACCAAUGGAGACCUACAAAACUAUCGCAAUACUCAACCUGGAGGGAUCCCCCCACACUGAUGCUACAUUUCAUCCGCAACACACGUAUAAAAUGCAACUCAAUCACAUCACACACACACACACACAGUUUCUCUCCCUCUCUGCAUGCAGUGCCACAUGGGCACAAAGGUCAGGGAACAUCAUGUAAUGCUGAAUGAUUUAGAAACACACACUGUUCAACCUUUGGCACUGUCUUUGUAGCUCCACUGGAUGAUUUCUUCUCUGAGGACACAUGCACAAACAACCAAGUUUUCUAGUUACUUAAUUCUUCUUCAUGGAUUUCAAACUGUUUUUAUGGUUCUUCUUCCUUAAGUCAUACUGCACGGAUCUUAAACUGUGAUCACACACCAGCUUCUUUGAACUCUGCUUUCUGUUCUUCUUUAUUAACACGCUCUACGGGCUGAUGUGCGCAGAUGACAAGGGGGCUGUCAGCCAGCUUCAGAGAGCCAGAAUAUGCCUGCGAGUGUUUUUUAAAUAGGCUGUGACCCAAAAAAGACAGGAUUCAGUCAGGGUUUCAGAUACGAAAAAAGCUUUUGAGUCACACAAUUAACUGGAUCACUCUUUUUCUUUUGGCAGUGCUCUGAUAAACACUCCAUUCUUGGAAAAACAACAGCUGUGUGUGAAUCUGAAUGUAGCUCCACAUUAUUAUAGAUCAUCCGUCAGCAUAUAUUUGCCUGUGUUGGUCUGAUUUCAUUCUUUGUCCCUCUUUUGUGGGGGCAAGCCAAAUGCUGUUUUCCAAGUCCCCUCGUGCUCUGAGAAAUGAAGACAAACUACUGCACAGUGUUGCAGCCUUGCAAAGCACCACUUGUUUUAAGAAUGUGUGGGUGUAGAGCAGUCUUAAAAGGCCUUUGUGAGCGAAUCAGUGAGACAAGUUACAGGGAGCAGAGUGUUCCUUACCCUUCAGUUAAACAGAGUGCUUUUCAAAGGGCGUGACAUUCGAGAUGAUGUAAGUUUUCUCUAAAGCUAACCACAAGAAGACAAAUGACGGUCAUUUCAGCUCAUGAUAGCUUUCUAUCACAUUGAGACAGAAUGUGAUCCACGACAUCAGACAACUUUUCAGCCCCUGAUGGUUUAGAGUAGGACAGGGUAUACGGUCACAUGAUCCCAGGUCUGUUCAAAGUGUGUGUUCGCUGAUAAAAAAACAGCCUGAGGAUGAUUUGGGAGCCUUUUUUUCUCUGCUCACACUGUGCUCAUUUGAUUUAUUAUGCAAUCAUUUCACUCUCUGUUUCUUAUGAUGCUAAUUGACAAAAGGAUGGUGACACAAGGUAACAGUUGGGUGAUUGAAAGUAUUGUCCUCUUACAAAAAAUAAUGCUUUCUGCAAGUAGCAUUGAUGAUGCUUGGGGAUCGUUGACCAAAUCUGCUGCCUAAAGAGUCCAAAUAUUAUUGAUUUUACUUCAUUGGGAGCUCUUAAAUGGACAAUGAGUGAUCAUUUGCUUUAUGUGCAACAGUUUUUGUUCAUGGCAUCCUCCACAUGUUGUCUAAACAGAACUUGAUUGUCUACUUUUUCACAGUAAAACCUGGUAAAUAUGAUAGCUAACCCAUUUGCAAUCCAGAUCUGUUACACUGGCUUACACAGAAUAACUACCUAAGCCACCAAGGUGUCACCUGGCUCAGUUCUUUGUUUGUAUUUUUUCCAGACUGAUGCUCCUCUCUCUUCUUUGUUAUGGGCCUUUAUUCAAUCAUCCGCUGCAAUGGAAAGCACAUUAUUUUCCUUUGUUUUGUUACUGUCUGUUUGUUCACAGUGUGAAUUCUUUCCACUUUUCAUAUUUAAUGAAUAAAACUGUGUUUG